Batrachochytrium dendrobatidis JAM81 is the source of this 3834-nucleotide messenger RNA. RefSeq lists its product as uncharacterized. The transcript has 4 exons. The coding region runs from base 1 to 3834 and encodes 1277 amino acids. Lineage: Eukaryota; Fungi; Chytridiomycota; Chytridiomycetes; Rhizophydiales. The record is from RefSeq and is a predicted model, not a curated record. Gene Ontology annotation, biological process: cilium assembly.
AUGAAUGCCUCUGGAAAGUUUCAUCGUAUUCUUGAGUUUGGUGAGAAAUUUCAAACGCUGUUUAAUGGUAUAUAUAGCUCAAUUGUGAACCCUAUUUUGGAAAAAGCACGACUUAAAACUUCAAGCCCAACAUGUACUAUUUCUGCCAACAAUUCAUUGUCACCCUUGCCAAGCAAGCUCAUAAAAAAGGGGUCUUCAGAAAACAUGUUAUUUAAUGCACGUCAGUUACAUUCCAACUACUUGUAUCAAAAGAUAUGCAGUAUUAAAAGUGGAUCUGUUUCACUCGAGACGUUUACAGAUGCCUCCAACGCGUAUGAAAAGGCCAUUUCAGUAUCACACAAGGAAAGUAACUUUGAGGUAUUUUCUGCCGCUGCAAAUGAGCACGGAGACUUGUUAUUUGAACAUGGAAAUAUUUCUGGGGCAUGCGUAUUUUGGUCAAAAAGCAUUGACGCUUUGUUUCAAAAGGAUAAAGCCCUUUCGUCUUGGAAAACCAUUCUUGGCAUCGAUCAUGCUGGAAAUUUCAGCUCCUGGACACACCGUAAUGCAAAUCAACUACUGGAAUCUAUAAACGGGAAAUUUAAUUGCUUACUGGCAGCCACUGCUGUUACCAAAAUUGCACGAUUCUACUAUUUCAAUAACCAAAACAAGCGAUCCGAACUUGUCUGGUUUGCUGCACAUCUAUAUAUUGCACCGAUUGUAGCAAAUCUUCCACGUCCUACAAACUAUAUGGAGUAUGCCAAUUACACCCCAUCAUUCUUGCUGUUGCUUACAAAUGUUUUUGCCGACAAAUUUACUAGCAAUCCAGCAACAAUGUGUGACUGCCUUUUCUUUUUGAUUGAACAGCUUUUUGCUGCAAAUUUAUAUCUAUUAGCUUUACCACUUGCUGCAAUUAUUGACCACAUAUCUUUAAAUGUCAUUCAUUCUCAACUUUACUGCGCAAAAGUAGCACUGCUUAAAUCAGAAGCUUUAGUAAAUCUUGGAAUGAUUUUCAAUGGUAUUGGCAAAUUUUUAUCCGUGAUAAAGCACACCUCACCACUAUCUAGUCAAAGUGAAGAAUCCGAACUCAUGUUUUCUGACAAUGUAUAUUCUCUAAACGCGGAAAAUGGGCUGGCUUUGAAAUUGCUCAUGUCUGUAACGAUUUCAGAAAAGACAAAGUCAUUGUAUCCUGCCAGUUUUCAAACUGAAAUAGAGUUGUGUAGACUCAAGUUGGUAAUCAAAAUACUUGAAAUGUCGCCAACGGAUGAUUGUUUUUACAAUGACAGUUUUGCACAUUCUCUAUUUGAUGCUUUAAAUAUGGGCAAUGACUGCGUGCAUCCCGUAUCAGAUUGUAUCAAAUCAGACAGUUCAGAUUUAUUUAAAAGCAGUUUGAAUGUUCUUGAAGGAAAAUCAUCAUCAAAAAACCACAAUCAACCAUUUUUGGAGCCAUUUACACUAGAAAUCUUAGAUACAUUGAGAAUACACUUGUUCCGAAUCAUUCAGCAAAAACAAAACGUAAUCAAAAGCAAAUUUACUUUGUGCACGGUUCAUAAAGAAAACAAUCGCACAAAGAACCACUUUGAAUAUGAGAAUCUAGUUGGCUCUAUAGUAACGCUGGUCAGAUGCUUUGAACUAAUUGGUAAUACAUACUUUAUUCAAAAACAGUACAGAUCUUCACUCAAGUGGUACUACUCUGCAAGAAAUUUUGUGAGCUCGUUGGCAGAUUCAACCGAUUUGGGCAAGUAUAAAAUUCACCAGCUUGUCAUGUCUGAGCUAGGAUCAGAAUUCAUUCUUCAAACUCGCAGGAUGCUCAUAAUUGCAUUAAUUGCUGACGGAAAAUUUCAAACUGCGUAUGAUCUUUGUAACGAGGGCAUAGAAGAAGCUGCUGGUUGUCACUCAGUGCAUUACCAGCUAUUGUUUUCCCGGUUGCUGCUAUUUACCUGUCAGCAUAUGAACAAUCUUUCGUCCAGUAUUUUAUCUGCACACAUAAAUGCAACCAUUGGAUUCAUCAAUCAAGUUUCUCGUAUUCCAACAAGCUUGCUGAAUUAUUUUUUGUCGGCUAGAGAUAUUGCAGAUUUACAAUGGAAGUCGCAGUAUACGGACCAUCAUGGAGACAUUGGCCACAUAAUAGUGGCAUUUAACGAAUCUCACAGUAUGCUAAAAAACGUUCUUGGCGAAUACCACAUAUUUGAUGCUACAAAACUAUACGAUCCAUUUCAGCAAGAGUAUAUAUUAAGUGCAUACAAAGCCUACGCGUCCCAACUAAGAGCAAAUGAGAUGGACGAUGCUCGGCUUACGGAAUGCAUGCGAGAGGUAAUCGGAAUGUGCUUUAAACGUCCACUUCAACUACCCGUUUACAUAAACAUACAGCUAGCAUUCGAUCUAGGACAAACCUUUGCCAAUAUCAGACCUCGAUAUCGAAAAAAUGCAUUUUUAUCAAAUCUUUUGCUUAAAAACUCGGAGCAUUUAAUUACAUAUGUGCUUCAUGAACUUUGCAAUAGUGGUGGAUAUGAGUAUAGGACACUACGUUCUUGUCUUUUAUGUCUUCUUUCACUGAAUUUGGAAUCAGAAUGUUCUUCUCCAAAAGCGUUGCAACUUCUAUACCAAUCUGCUCGUGUAUAUCGUAUGAAACAGUCGCUUGAAGCAAAAUCCGUUGAAAAUUGCAGCAUACCAGCUGAAGAAUGUCCUUCUAAUAUUAUUACUGAGCUACAUGAAAGAAAUUCUUCAAGUAUUCCGCAAAACGAGCUGUUUGAAUCAUACGAUCCGCUAUACGUAGAGGACUCGCAGGUAUUUGAGCGAAGUAUUGGUAAAAAAUAUCCAGCAUUGGAUGUAUACAGCUUGAUUGAUUAUCGCUGCCAUUUAGAAUGUUGUCUUGCAGCUUCAAGAGAUCGUAAAAUUGGAACCAUCAGGGAUGAGUUUGAAAAUAAUUUGACUUGUAAGCUUCAUAGCAUUCAUUUUUUGAUGAAUCAAAAGUUUUCAUGGUACAAAAAGUUUUGUUUAGAAUCACCAAGUGAUUGGUCAAUCAGCGAUUAUCAAUCAAGUGGAACGGCUGUUUUAAGUUGGAUUCCAGUCUCUUUCUAUGAACAUAUCAAUGAUAAAAUACUAAACCUGGUUGAUCAUUUCAGCUCUGUGACGGGGAUAAGAGAUUCGACACCAAGUGGCAUAUCAUUAUAUAAGAGCGUGUUUUACUGCAAUUUAGCAUCACACCAGCCAAUAUGCUCCAAAACUGCAUUAAAGCCAGUCAAUAUCAAAGAUUCCUUAAAAAGCAAUCCACUUUCGAAUGAAUCAGAUCUCCCUGGAGAAAAGUACAGUGAUUCACCAAGUCAAACACCACAACUCGCCGACCAAACCAAACAGUCUCUACCAAAAAUAUACUCAACCAUUGUUCCCUACAGUCUACUAAGUAAAGGAGAGGAGUUUGCCAAAACCACCAUGAUGGUAUUUGCUCAGUUUGAAAUCACAGGCCAAGCUGAAUUACGCGAAGAAGCCGAGUUUAAAUGGAGAAUACUCUUGGAUUUACUGAUUGUUGCAUUCACUGGAGAUGUACAUUUUAAAAAGAUCAACAGCUCAUAUCCAUCAUUGACCCAAGCAGCACUACUCUUUACUAGAUCCUUGUUUGAUCCACACCAAUCUGUCGGAUGUGGUUUAAAAGAAACUCCACAGCUACGGUUUUCUCCAAAUCCAUACAAAGCCUAUUUGAAUGGAGACUGUCUCUCGUCCAAAUAUCAAUCCCUGGAUUGUGAAUCUUUGCAAAAAAACAACGACGACGAAAUGGCAGUUUUUUCAUGGAUAUUCCGUCAUCUAUCUAUAAGUGCUUCUAACUACGAUUCUUCAAAUCAGAAUGAUUCUGUUUUAUGA